Gasterosteus aculeatus aculeatus (three-spined stickleback) is the source of this 1846-nucleotide messenger RNA. Its product is annotated as chemokine-like protein TAFA-2. Gene Ontology annotation, molecular function: receptor ligand activity. NCBI's taxonomy places the organism in Eukaryota, Metazoa, Chordata, Actinopteri, Perciformes, Gasterosteidae. The record is from RefSeq and is a predicted model, not a curated record.
GGAGGCGGCGGCGCGCUCCGCGAUCUGCGCUCCGGAGUCUCCAUAAAAGUUAGUGCGCGCAGAGCUCAGCUGUCAGACCGGAGAGAGACGCGGCGAAGCAAACACCGCGGAACCAAGUGAUCGGUCGGGAUCGAUCCCACUUUUAUCACAAAUUAUCACAUCCGUCGUGAGCGUGCGCCGCGAUCGCGUGUGGGACUGUCAGCUGCCAAAAGGUGCACCCGCGGGACGCAAUUAAAGCGCGUUAUCCGGGUAUUGUUUUCUGGACCAACGGAAUAAACAUCGGUUUGGAUGCAGGAGAAUUUCUGCUGUGCGGCGGAUGAGAUGCAAACGACCCCGAAUAAGACAUUCUGACAAGGCUGUUUGAUUUUUGAAGAAGGAGAAGAAGAAUCCCCCCAAAAUAGAGACACCACUCCCGUUGGUCCCGUUGUUCGUUUGUUCUUUUUGCGCCAGUCCAGGACGAAAAUGUCUCCACAUCACAGGCACACCACUGGAUUGUAGUAGCAGCCCCACCGAUGGUUUGAGAGGGCGUCAAGGUGCUGGAAGGGAGUGGGACAAUUACAGGAUGAGUGAGCGAUACGCGCGGAUCGGAAGUAAAGGGGCUCUACUUGUAAUGGUGCUCGUGAUCAGUGUCUGGGAGAUGACUGUGCCAACGGAAGGAGCUAAAGCUCACCACGUCCCAACAGGCACCUGCGAGGUGGUGGCGUUGCAUCGCUGCUGCAACAAGAACAAAAUCGAGGAGCGGUCACAGACCGUGAAGUGCUCCUGCUUCCCGGGCCAAGUGGCCGGCACCACCAGAGCCGCCCCGUCCUGUGUAGAUGCCUCAAUAGUGGAGCAGAAGUGGUGGUGUCAGAUGCAUCCGUGUCUUGACGGAGAGGAAUGCAAAGUUCUCCCUGAUCUAAAGGGCUGGAGCUGUGCUACAGGAAACAAGAUCAAAACUACUAAGAUUUCAGCGGACAAAGAGCAGCUUUGGUAACGCUUCACAGCGUAGUCCAGGCAAACUAACACCUCGGGUCUUUGUCGGAUCAUCAAAAGAGAAAUAAUUCAAAGGAACUUUCUGUAAAUAGAGACUUCCCGUUUUCUGGACUGCAAUUAAUCUCCGGAAAAACUCUGAAUGCGUCUUCUUGAACUCUAUGAACACGAAGCGGUGAUCACUGAGCACUUCUUUUGGAAGGACUCCAUUAGAGCAGCCCUACCGGACGCAGGGUUUAUCCUCUAAUGUGAUGCUGCUUGUGGUGGAACACGACGGUGAACUUGCCUGUUCGUUCAAUUCUGGAGUUAUGUGUCAAUCACACAGGACCUGCAACACGAGUCGGCGAGGUCUGUUUAUUGUAAGUAUCGCAAAUACUCAAUGCAAAAUGUGAUUUUUGUUUGAUCAGUCAAUUGUGGCUUCUUCUUCUAACAAGGUGUAGUUUCAAGGGUGCAGACAGAGUAAAAUAUGUGGCUGGGCGGAAGAUAUUCAGGGUGAACUUAAAAAUACACAACCACAUUAAUCAACCUACCGUUCCUACGGUGUGCCACAGAAAGGAUUCAACCUAAACAGGAUACACUGAUCCAAACCGGCCAGCUGAUAACGGACUGAAAGCUGGAACCGGAUGUGGUUUAUUUUUCCUUGGAAAAUCACUCUGCCACUUUCUGCCGCUUCUGCCAGAUCAUUUUUUUCUUCAUCACAGCUUCGGAGUGUAAAUUAUACACAAAGCAUCUGGUCACUGGCAGAGUGAUGACAACAAUGCUCUCCAAACCAUUUUCGACUAGUCACUUUUUGAUCACCUUUGCGUCGGUAUCGCUGACACUUCCUUUGUCUGUGCAAGUGAUGACAUCAUUAAUAAACUAUGGUUGUGUAACUAAA